GAGAGUGAGGGCAGAAAAUGAGGUGGUUGGCACGAAGAUGGCAGUUGGAGCGUGUUCAUGCCUGAUAACACCCUGCCCCUGCACAGCAGCCCAGGGGUAGGACAGGACCCCUUGGGCCAGCCUCCACAACUUGCACCGGGAAGCUGUAACAUGAACCAGCAAGAAGCACCUUUUUUUUUUCCUGGUUUCCCUUGAAGCAAGAAGUGUAACAGCUUGGAAAGCACAGAUAAAGGACAUGUUUAAUUAGAGAGGGUGAUUUGGGGUAACAGAAGGAGGAAACAGAGUGUUAGCCUGUCAAGAAGGCCUCAGCAGUUUGCUCAGCUCGGGUUUCAGCCAGGACAGAGGACCACAGGGAGGUGAGAGCCCAGGAUGAUCAGCCAGCCCGGGGGGGCCCGGCCGCGGCGCUCGGGCGAGAGCUACGAGGAGAAGUGCGAGCGGCGCCACGAGAUCAGGGAGAACCUGCGGAGGAGGAACAACCUGACCACCUGCCGGCACCUGCCCAGGGGAGCAGAGCAGCCACUCCAGAGCCCACGCCAAAGGGAGUUCCUGAGGAGGAGAAACCUGGCAAGCGAGGUGGGAAGGGCACCCCCGAGGCAGGAGCCUGAGGCGCAAACCCCAUCGGACUCCUCGGUCCUGCUCCAGGACCCGUGGAGCUGCCCCACAUCACCCCCUGCACAGUCUCUGCUCUGCCUCAGCAUCCCCCUUGGCAUCCCUGCAGAAACCAUUCCUGGGCAAAGUGUGAACACCCAAGGAACACAGACCCUUGCAAGCCCACGAGAAGGAGUGAAAGACUCGAGCCAGCAGACAGACUGUGGAGCAGCAGUUUUUAAUAAGGAAAUGAUGCAGCUGUCCAACUACCUGAAGGUGGGCUCUGCACGGGAGCUGCUGCUCAAGCAGAAGAUGAUGAUUUUGCAGGAGCUUUUCUCCACACUGCUGGAAGCCUCAGAGAAAUCCUGGCAGGGUCAGCUGAAUGAAGACAAACUGAAGUGUAAACUAAGGGCCCUUGAAAAUCAGCUGCAGGCUUGCACCCAGAGCUACUCCAAGGAGUGUGUGAAGAAGAUCCUGAUAGAGAUGGAGGACCAGAAGCAGACCUACGAGCAGAAGGCAAAAGAGGCUCUUCAGAAGAUGCUGGAGGACAAGCUCCAAACAGAGCAGCAGCUGCAAAACUCUCAGAGGAGCUUGGCAGCGACCAGAGAGGACCUUGCCUUCUGGAAAGAGCAUGACAAUGCUCUCAAAGCCGAACUGACCAAGGUGACCACGGCCCACACCGAGCUCAAAACCAGCUUCCACAGCUUACAGAGUGAGCUGCAGAGAGCAGAGGCACAGAACGAGGAGCUGCACCGGGCGCUGCAGAGCCUGCGGAGCGAACACACCGCGCUCCACCUGAGAGCCACUGCCCUGAGCCAGGACAACGACCUCAAGGCCCAGCACAUCACUGCCAUCGAAGAUAAACUGCAAAAAGAGCAAAAGCAGAAGGUAAUGCUGGAGGCAACAGUCAGCCACUUGCACAACUUGAUCCAGAACAACCAACAGACGAGCCAGGAGGUGGCGGUGCAGAGGAAAGACCAGGUUUUCACCACCCAGACCCCACCUCUCACUCCUGCCAAGGAAAACCAAAACACUCUGUUAGAGCACCCUGAGGAGGAGGAGGAGGGAGAAGAAAGUCUGAAGGAUGAGAUGCAGAAAAGGACAUCCCAGCUCACAGCAAAGGAGAACGAGGUGCUCACGGACACACAGGCAGCAGGAGCCAGACCCCCCCGUCCGGGCGGUGCCCGCGCGCGGGUGAAGCGCUGCAGCCUCUGCGGGGGCCCUGCCAGGCUGCCUGGGUACAAAAGGGAGGGGACCCCCGGUAACACCCCCUUGCUGUGCUUGCAGUGCUGGGAGCUGCGCUCGGAGCUGGAGGCCCUGAGCGAGGAGUACCACUCGUGCCUGACCAGGCUGCGCCAGUGCCGGGACGAGCUGAACCGCUCCCACAGCCAGCAGGCCAAGAGGCAGCAUUGUCACUGGAUCCCCCUCCUGCUGGCACUCACAGCAGUGGCCAUUGCCACCUUUCUGGCAAGUUACAGACCGUGAAGAGCCUCCUUGAUGACUGACUUUACUGCUGGAACUGACUGUGCUUCCCCAAAAGUCACGACCUCGCCGCAGUGCACUAUCUGCUGUUUUGUACCUGCGUGUUUGGUUCAUAUCCUGAGCUGGUCUCACUCCAGACAAACUCCCAAUAAAUGCUGGAAUAUCAACCCCUUCCCUCAGGUCCUUUGGUUAUUCUGUUCCAGCUGAAGGUUGCACUGCCCUGUCCCCCAUGGCACUGAAGGACAAAGCCACUCUGGUCAUCAGUGACAGGUCUCACACAGGGAGAGAGGGACAGGGCAUCCCACGCCCUCGGGAUCCAGCCUCCCUGCCUUUUUUGCCCCCAAAAUUCUCUUCCUCUAUUUACUGUCCCUCUCUACUUGUACCUGACAAUGAAACCUGGCUCAGGGAGGCUCUUUAGCACAAUCCCCUUGUUUUCCCCCCCAUUCCUGUUUUGAGCAAUUUUUCCACCUCCCAUCCACCAGGCCCUGGCAGGUUUUACAGAACUUGACCCUCACUCAUGCAGAGGCUCAGCU
This is a messenger RNA of Myiozetetes cayanensis, 2603 nucleotides long. RefSeq names its product TRAF3 interacting protein 3 (gene TRAF3IP3). Bases 370 to 2073 code for a protein of 567 amino acids. The transcript is spliced from 17 exons. The record is from RefSeq and is a predicted model, not a curated record. NCBI's taxonomy places the organism in Eukaryota, Metazoa, Chordata, Aves, Passeriformes, Tyrannidae.